Mugil cephalus (flathead mullet) is the source of this 3895-nucleotide messenger RNA. RefSeq names its product prostaglandin E receptor 2a (subtype EP2) (gene ptger2a). NCBI's taxonomy places the organism in Eukaryota, Metazoa, Chordata, Actinopteri, Mugiliformes, Mugilidae. Bases 477 to 1622 code for a protein of 381 amino acids. Gene Ontology annotation, molecular function: prostaglandin E receptor activity. Gene Ontology annotation, biological process: cellular response to prostaglandin E stimulus; positive regulation of cytosolic calcium ion concentration; inflammatory response. Gene Ontology annotation, cellular component: plasma membrane. The transcript is spliced from 3 exons. The record is from RefSeq and is a predicted model, not a curated record.
CACUAAAAAAAAGGUAAACAAAUAACAAUAAAAUGCGUCGACAAACAUCACGCUUUAUAAACAGUCAAAACAUCCUGUUCCUUGUAUCGAGCUGGUUGUGACCAGUUCACCAGCUUUUCCUCCGAAACGACGCGAGCUACUGAGGAGUGAAGUUUCGUAGCGCGAUGCUUACGAGCCGCUGCUUGCACGGGUGGGUGUGGCCGUGACCCGUGACGGCACCGCCUCGUUCCUGUACCUCGGGUGCACUCAUGUCUCAGUCUCAUCAGUGCCGCGCGCCUCGUCCUCACAACGCGUUCACCUUGAGAGAGGAGCCGCGCUGUAAGUGAAACAAAACCAUAAACUAGGAUUUGUUUUUAUUUAUUUAUUUUUUUUGCUGUCUGACUCUACCUGGACAGAAAAAGGGGACGGAAAUAAACAGCAAGAGGAGCAACUUAUUAAACAGGAUCAAUGCAGUGGCUGCAGACAACUAUUUAAAGAUGACCUCACAGAGCUUUUCAGAUUCACCUCAAUUGUAUCGUAAUGAAGUACACUACACGUGUCACAACAAGACGCACAUCGAACCGACCGAGACCAGAAUGAUCAGCGCCAUCAUGUUCGGCGCCGGCAUCUUCGGCAACGUGGCUGCUCUGUUGAUCCUAGAAAUCCGCAGACGCAGGAACAAUAAGGCCGGGAACGCCCGGCGGCGUGGCCUGUUCCACGUCCUCAUCACGUCUCUGGUGCUCACGGACCUGGCUGGGACCUGCCUGAUCACCCCCCUAGUGCAGCUGUGUUAUUCGUGGAACACUACCAUGAUUGGGAUGUCUUUGUCUGGCAGCGUGUGUUCAUACUUUGGCGUCAGCAUGACCUUCUUCAGCCUGGCCACCAUGGUGCUCCUCUUCAUGAUGGCUUUGGAGAGGUGCAUCGCCAUCGGGUACCCCUACCUGUACAGCCGACACGUCACCAAGAAAUGCGCUUACAUCACCAUCCCUCUAGUCUUUUUCUUAUGUACACUAUUCUGUCUGCUCCCUUUUGCGGGGUUCGGCACGUACGUGCAGUACUGUCCCGGCACGUGGUGCUUCAUUGACAUGAACCCAGAACAGCGAGAAGACCGGAUCUACGCCAACGUGUACGCCACCAUCAUGCUGGUGCUGGUGCUGUCUAUAGUGACAUGCAACGGGUUUGUGGUGUACCAGCUGUUCAAGAUGUACCAGCGUCGGAAGAAGAACGGCUCCGUGAAGACGAACUUGAGGUCCAACAGCGAGCGCAGGGCGGUGUCGAUGGCCGAGGAAGUGGAGCACCUGAUCGUGCUGGUCUUCAUGACCAUCAUCUUCAUCAUCUGCACGAUGCCUCUGGUGAUGCGAGUGUACAUCAACUCCAUCGAGAGUCGCAACGAAUCUCACCACAAGGACCUGAUCGCCCUGCGCUUCAUCUCCAUCAACUCCAUCUUUGACCCCUGGGUCUUCAUCCUCCUCUCCCCCAGCGUGCUGCACUUCUGCUGGGGCUCGGUGUGCCGGAGCCCCCUGGGAACCUCCAGGGGUUCCAUGUGUAAAACUUCGCUGGCUAAAGAAAGCGCCCCCGCCAACAUAGAAAUGACUGGCACAGUCCUGUACACUGAAGACUUUUGCAGUGUGGCAAACGUAUGAUGAGUGAUAUAUAUAUAUAUAUAUACACAUAUAUAUAUUUAUAUUUAUUGGACAUGAGGUGGGAAAGUGUGUUCUCAUGUGUGAUCACAGGACCUCCAGAUGUUUGGUGGGCCCGAGCAUGUCUCCUGUUUGGGUGGUGUUUAUCUGUUUUUAGGGAGCGUCCAUCAGAUAAUGGCUCCUGACACCUACGUGAUAAGCACCUCAGAGCAGCUCCUGCAGCUGUGGUCCACAUGUAGCAUUUCAGCUAAACGUAUGCAUGUCUGGUGCAUACCGGGGAGCUUUAUAUCGUUCAUAGAAAGGCUCAACAUUUAGCCUCCUGUGCUGCUUGUUUUUGGUAUCGGUGAGUCGUUUCAACGCAAAGGGCUGCUGAUGGGAAAGACAGUUGCGGUUUCACAAGAUCGAGUGUACACAGAAAAGUUUUGUUGUGCACCGAUACGAAACCGAAUGCAGCAAGAUAUUGAUUUGGUUGUACACACACAGAAACGAGGCCGGCCAACAGGAAACUCAAAAAUAACCACCAACCGCCUGUGAUUCAAAUGCUGCUUUCUAAACAGUUUCACUAGACGAGGGAAAGAUGAGACAUUACAAACAGACGAAGGGACGGAGGUCUGGAAAGUAAAAUAAAAAUAAAAAAGGGGCCGUGUAUUGUCUAGUCCACUGGUGGAGCCUAGCAACGGGGCAUGUUUCAAGUCUAAAUGUUGGCCCACUUAAACCCUGCUCCGAUAAGUAGUAGAAGUAGUUACUGGAUGUAACUCCAGUUCUGUGAGUACGUGUUUCUCUUUUGCAGCCCUAUCGGACCCCUGUUGGAAAGGUCAGGAAAAAAUAAAACACAAAAAAAAGCCGAUACUGACAUUUCAUUUAUAUGUAUACAAGUGUAUGUGUACAGUAUAUAAUAUAGCUCAUGAGACUUGAAAGCUACUGUACUUUUUAAGUCGCAGAUCUUGUCGCAUAAUCUGGCUAUAGGUGUAAUGCUUGAUGUAUUAAAUGAAUAAUCAUGAGUAAUUUAUAUAUUUAAUGUCAUAAUGUAAUGGCCGUAUAACUCACUCCUACAUAUUUUCAUUUCAAAGCCCAGACCUGAGGUCGUUUCUCUGAAUGAGUAGACACUCAAAUCACAUUCAAAUCAUAUUUGUAAAGUGGUUUUGUAAAACAGUGAGAAUGAUUCAGCAUGUUCCACCCACACGUGUGCACGCGCAUCCUCGUGCAUAACAAGGUAGCGCAUGUCCUCCACCAUGUUACCUAAUGUUAUUUGGCAAAAAAAACAAACAAAAUAAACUGGGAAAGAACUCACUUUAAGACUAAUUGAACCCAAUUAGUUUUACGAGGAAACAUUUCGAGGUGUUGCUUUUACAUAAUGUGACUCAGAUUCAACCUGAUGUAGGGUGUGAAUUAGUCAGUUUGAGGUUACCUACCUACACAACCACCCACCACCCUAGUACAUCAUUACCAAUAAAUCAGAUGAGACUACUGAGUGUCUUGGAAAAAGCUCUCCCAUUUGUUUAUUGCUUUUGCAUACUUGUAAAAAAGCAACGUGGUGGAUUCCUGCUGGGUUAAAUUACACAACACUCUGGGGAACUGUUACUAUUAUUACAGCAUCUCUUCCUUUAACGCUCAAGUGUCUGGCAAGAAAAUAAGCUACAAGUUUUUUUUUGUUUUUUUUUUUUGUUUUUUUUCCUGGUCGUAAAUAUCUUGAAAGAAAAAACUGAAACUAUUCAGUCCUCAAGUGUGUAGAGUGUGAGGAAAGGCUCUCAAUGUGCCACUUUCAGAGGACGGGUGAAAACCUUGUGAGCAUCAGGUAAAACUUCAUUAUCGAGUGCGUGUCCGUGUGUGUGUGUGUGUGUGUGUUUGUGUGUGAGGAACGGGGUGGGAGAAAAACGGCACUGACAGCAGUAUUUGACUAUUGUGUUGUGAGAACAGAUGUUUGUUGCCUCUGUCGGUUUAUUGUAUUUUCUGAGCUCAGCAACAAAAUAUUCAGUGUUUACGACAGAGGCUGCUUCCUGUCGGCCUUGUGUGAAUUUUGCUUCCAUCUUUGUGCGCGUGCUUCUUCCUGUCGUGGUUUUCGUGCCUAAUGUAAGUGCGAAGCUCGUGCGUGCGUAUGUGAUAAAGACAGCGAAAUGUAUUGUAAGUGAUCAAACAAUGUGUAAUGAUGUCAAACAGGAACGCGACCUAUCUGUGUGUGUGUGUACCUCUGUUAAGUACUGUACAUGAAACUGAAUGCACUGAGUGCGUAUGUGAGUAUUUUAUGGCUUGUGCACAUAAACAUCUCAUCCACCAAA